Closterium sp. NIES-65 is the source of this 2334-nucleotide messenger RNA. The record is from the annotation of a GenBank genome assembly. Lineage: Eukaryota; Viridiplantae; Streptophyta; Zygnematophyceae; Desmidiales; Closteriaceae.
AUGCUGGCGGCGGGGUGGCGAAUACAGGUGGCAGGCUGUGAGUGCGCCCGAGCGGGUGGUGAGGCAGCAUGGAGUGGUAUGGGAAUGGGGUGGUAUGGAGUGAUGCAACGGAAUGGGAAGGUAUGGGGCGGUGGGGCGGCGGCAUGCAGGGGUGGUGUGAGAUUUAACAUGCGAAGAUUCGCCAAUGCCACUGUGACUCUCUUUCACCGCGUUCCUCAGAAGCGCUCUAGCCCCCGCGGCUGCACCCCCUGCGUCCAACCCUCUCCGGCCUUCGCUGGCAGUCAAGCUGUUCCGCAGGUGCUGGCGGCAUGGGGGCAGCUUGGGGGCGGCUGGCAGGCGUGGUCGGGCAGCAGUGACUGCUCAACCGUGCAGGGCGUCACGUGCGACGCUCAUGGCAAGGCAACGUUGUCUCCCUGGUACGUGAGGCAUGUGAAUGCUGCUCCAGCGCAUGUGAGUGCUGCUCCAGCGCAUGUGAGUGCUGCUCCAGCGCAUGUGAGUGCUGCUCCAGCGCAUGUGAGUGCUGCUCCAGCGCAUGUGAGUGCUACUCCAGCGCAUGUGAAUGCUGCUCCAGCGCAUGUGAGUGCUGCUCCAGCGCAUGUGAGUGCUGCUCCAGCGCAUGUACCAGUGCUGCUCCAGCGCAUUGCUGCUCCAGCGCAUGUGAGUGCUACUCCAGCGCAUGUGAAUGCUGCUCCAGCGCAUGUGAGUGCUGCUCCAGCGCAUGUGAGUGCUGCUCCAGCGCAUGUGAGUGCUGCUCCAGCGCAUGUGAGUGCUGCUCCAGCGCAUGUGAGUGCUGCUCACGCGCAUGUGAGUGCUGCUCCAGCGCAUGUGAGUGCUGCUCCAGCGCAUGUGAGUGCUACUCAAGCGCAUGUGAAUGCUGCUCCAGCGCAUAUGAGUGCUGCUCCAGCGCAUGUGAGUGCUGCUCCAGCGCAUGUGAGUGCUGCUCCAGCGCAUGUGAGUGCUGCUCCAGCGCAUGUGAGUGCUGCUCCAGCGCAUGUGAGUGCUGCUCCAGCGCAUGUGAGUGCUGCUCCAGCGCAUGUGAGUGCUUCUCCAGCGCAUGUGAGUGCUGCUCCAGCGCAUGUGAGUGCUGCUCCAGCGCAUGUGAGUGCUGCUCCAGCGCAUGUGAGUGCUGCUCCAGCGCAUGUGAGUGCUGCUCCAGCGCAUGUGAGUGCUGCUCCAGCACAUGUGAGUGCUGCUCCAGCGCAUGUGAGUGCUGCUCCAGCGCAUAUGAGUGCUGCUCCAGCGCAUGUGAGUGCUGCUCCAGCGCAUGUGAGUGCUACUCCAGCGCGUGUGAAUGCUGCUCCAGCGCAUGUGAGUGCUGCUCCAGCGCAUGUGAGUGCUACUCCAGCGCAUGUGAGUGCUGCUCCAGCGCAUGUGAGUGCUGCUCCAGCGCAUGUGAGUGCUGCUCCAGCGCAUGUGAGUGCUGCUCCAGCGCAUGUGAGUGCUACUCCAGCGCAUGUGAGUGCUGCUCCAGCGCAUGUGAGUGCUGCUCCAGCGCAUGUGAGUGCUGCUCCAGCGCAUGUGAGUGCUGCUCCAGCGCAUGUGAGUGCUGCUCCAGCGCAUGUGAGUGCUACUCCAGCGCAUGUGAGUGCUGCUCCAGCGCAUGUGAGUGCUACUCCAGCGCAUGUGAGUGCUGCUCCAGCGCAUGUGAGUGCUGCUCCAGCGCAUGUGAGUGCUGCUCCAGCGCAUGUGAGUGCUGCUCCAGCGCAUGUGAGUGCUGCUCCAGCGCAUGUGAGUGCUACUCCAGCGCAUGGGAAUGCUGCUCCAGCGCAUGUGAGUGCUGCUCCAGCGCAUGUGAGUGCUGCUCCAGCGCAUGUGAGUGCUGCUCCAGCGCAUGUGAGUGCUGCUCCAGCACAUGUGAGUGCUGCUCCAGCGCAUGUGAGUGCUGCUCCAGCGCAUAUGAGUGCUGCUCCAGCGCAUGUGAGUGCUACUCCAGCGCGUGUGAAUGCUGCUCCAGCGCAUGUGAGUGCUGCUCCAGCGCAUGUGAGUGCUACUCCAGCGCAUGUGAGUGCUGCUCCAGCGCAUGUGAGUGCUGCUCCAGCGCAUGUGAGUGCUGCUCCAGCGCAUGUGAGUGCUGCUCCAGCGCAUGUACUGGCUAUGCCCCAGGGGCGCGUGUGGGUGGGAGGCACUAGUGAGAGUGAGAGUGCUGAACAAAUGAGAGGGAAGAGUGUGACGAGGGCGGAUGGGAAAGCAGCGUGUGGAAUGCUGUCUUGUCAUGUGUGCGUGCAGUGCGGCAGAUGGGACGCACCAUCAACGUCCCAGGCAUCCCUCUCCUCACCUCAGUACAUUGCCCCAUCUGUAGUCCUUCCACGUCUCCCCUCCCUCUCCCUCUCCUAA